Molecule: messenger RNA, 2709 nt
Organism: Chara braunii
Lineage: Eukaryota; Viridiplantae; Streptophyta; Charophyceae; Charales; Characeae
Source: the annotation of a GenBank genome assembly
GAGAGAGAGAGAGAGAGAGAGAGAGAGAGAGAGAGAGAGAGAGAGAGAGAGAGAGAGAGAGAGAGAGAGGUGGUAGCAGUCAUUGAUAUUCGGAGAGUCUGUAAGGGGGGAGGAGUGGGAGGGAGGAAGAAGGGAAAGGACCGCAAGUAAUCGUAGAUAGAAAGAUGUCGUCAUUGGAGGAGCAGGUGGAGCGAGAGCUCCAUUUCCUUCAAGGGAGAUGGCUGCAAGAUAUUCCCUUGGAUCGCACGGUUCUCCUUUGCGUUUUGGUUCUGUUGACGGCCGUUGUUCUCGCUACUUCGCUGUCAAUCUGGCGCUUCUUCUCUUCCAAGAAACACCCCCCCAUGCUGCCUACUAUUCCUCUCGUCGGCGGCAUGGUCAAGUUUGCUGCCGAUCCCAUUGGCCUGAUGUCUACGGGUCACAAGCUCUGCGGCGAUGUCUUCUCCGUUCGACUCCUUCAUCGCAAGUUCACAUUCCUGAUUGGUCCAGAAGUGUCGGGGCACUUCUUCCGCGCUCCCGAAAAGGAGGUCAGUCAGAAGGAGGUGUACCAGUUCAAUGUGCCAACCUUUGGACCAGGUGUAGUCUUCGACGUGGAUUACCCUGUCCGCAUGGAACAAUUUCGGUUCCUGGUGGAUGGGCUGAAGCAGGUGAAGCUGCGAAGCUACGUUGCAGACAUGGUCCGAGAAGCGGAGGCGCAUUUUGCAAAAUGGGGGGUUGAAGGAGUUAUCGAUUUGAAGAAGGAUCUCGCCGACCUUAUCAUUGCGACCGCGAGCCGCACGUUGCUCGGUCGAGAGGCCCGGGAGCAGAUGUUUGAAAAAGUUUCGGACCUUCUGCAUGACCUGGACCAGGGUAUGCUUCCUAUUAGCUUCUUCUUCCCAUAUUUGCCGAUCCCCGCGCACAAGAAACGCGACGAAGCGAACAAAGAGCUCAGGCGACUGUUCUCGCGUGUCAUCACCAAUCGGCGCGCAGCGAACAUUUCCGAAAACGAUCUUCUGCAGACAUUCAUUGAGGCGACCUACAAGUCGUCAGGACGCCACCUGACAGAUGGCGAAAUCACAGGACUCCUUAUUGCAGCGCUCUUUGCGGGGCAACAUACAAGCUCGGUCACGUCCCUGUGGGUCAGUGCUCAUCUGUGCAGUGAACCGAAGUGGUUGGCACGGGUCGUUGAGGAGCAGAAGAGGAUCAUCGCAGAGCACGGUGCUGCAUUGAAUUUCGAUGUCCUCAGCAAGAUGGACGAUCUGCACCUCGUAAUCAAGGAGACUUUGCGACUGCAUCCGCCGCUGAUGAUGCUGAUGCGCUAUGUGCACAGCGACUUCACCGUCACAACCGCCGAGGGCACAUCCUACGUCAUUCCCAAGGGUCACGUCAUCGUAACCUCACCCUACUACGCUCACCGACUCGAACGUAUAUAUCGAGACCCUCUUUCCUUCGAUCCUGAACGGUUUGCGCCAGGGAGAGAAGAGGACAAAGUAGGCGGCGCGUUCUCGUACAUCGCAUUUGGCGGAGGACGCCAUGGAUGCCUCGGUGAAAACUUUGGCUACAUGCAAAUCAAAGCCAUCUGGAGCAUACUGAUUCGAAACUUCGAGCUGGAACUGGUCUCUUCUUUCCCAGGAAGCGACUUCCGCUCUUUUGUCGUAGGCCCCACCGGCAGUUGUGCGUUCAGGUACAAAAGACGGGCAACACCACUUGCCUGAAGUUACAUAAUGGGUAAUGGGGGUGGAGGGAUUGAAAGGCACAUAAUGGGGGUGGACCCGGUGGAGGGAUUGAAAGGCACAUAGUGGGGGUGGACCCGGUGGAGGGAUCGAAAGGUACAUAAUAGGGGUGGGAGGAUUGAAAGGCACAUAGUGGGGGUGGACCCGAUGGAGGGAUCGAAAGGUACAUAAUGGGGGUGGACACGGUGGAGGGAUCGAAAGGUACAUAAUAGGGGUGGAGGGAUUGAAAGGGACAUGUAAUGGAGGGGGAGGGAUCGAAAGGUGCCAGGAAAUUUAUGAAGGAUAUGAAAUGACCAGACCAAUGAAGCGCUCAGGGUUAUAAAGGUGUGCCAUCAAGUAAGCUGGUCAUCCAUCAUCCUGAUUCAUCCAUGAUUUGGACUUCCUUCACUGUCUCUUAUGCUAAUGGCGCUUCCCCCCCCCCCCCCCCAAACAUUCUGCGAAAUACCGUUCUAUGCCUGGCCACAAAAAGGGUCGCACGACAGUCUUCCUGGAGAUUUCCGUGAAUUCCGUUUCCCGAUGGAGACGUUUGAGUAUGAAACAGGAUCACACGACAUGCAUACGUUGAAUGUCUUCCUCGUUUUCCCCGUGUGUUUCACUAUUGUGCAUGCAAUGCCAUGCAUCGUAUUCAGUAGAGCAUGCAUAAUAGCAUAUAGCAGUAGCACACACUCUUACAUGAUUUUUUCAGGAAAGGCCUUCCUUUGUGCUUUUUUUUUCUAGGAAUGUCCACAUUUUAUCUUUUUCCCCAUGAAACACGGAUAUCCAGCCUAUAUAUUUGUUUGGUUUGCUAUAGCCUUAAACCGCUGGUACACGGCCCCAGCCUUGCUGAAAAGAAACUCGUAGACUACGAGAUGCCAUCCGAAAACGACGCGCAUCCGCACCGUCGAUAAAAAAAAUCGGUGGCGUGCGUCGCUUUCUCGGAUUCUGACAGGCGCCCACGUGCCGAUAGCUGGAUGUACUUGUGCUUUAAGAUAUAUAGAUAGCUCUUAGAUGCACUGAUAGA